Messenger RNA from Oryza brachyantha (malo sina), 2060 nucleotides. Its product is annotated as trihelix transcription factor ASIL2-like. The transcript is spliced from 2 exons. Gene Ontology annotation, molecular function: transcription cis-regulatory region binding. The record is from RefSeq and is a predicted model, not a curated record. The coding region runs from base 739 to 1746 and encodes 335 amino acids. Lineage: Eukaryota; Viridiplantae; Streptophyta; Magnoliopsida; Poales; Poaceae. Gene Ontology annotation, cellular component: nucleus.
CACCUCCGCUCCGCUCCUCCUGCCUGCCUGCGCCCGGUCCACCGCCUGCCUCGCUGACCCGCGGGCCUCCUCGCCGCCUCCUCCUCCUUGCCCUUGCCCACGCCGCGACGGCAGCCAGACGACGACUCCCUCUCCCUCCUCCUUCCGAUCUCUCUCUCUCUCUUCCCCAUUUCCUAGCUCGGAUCCUCUGAUCCUCUCCUCUCCUCUCCUCUCCGAGGGUCUUGACUGUUCUUCAGGGAGCCCGCCCUUGUUAGUUGUUGUUAUUGCUCCCCCUGAAUCGCGGUCGUCGUCUUCUUCUUCCUGCUGAAUCUUUGUUAGGCCGCGCCGCUGCCGGUCUCGGAGCGGUUACUCUUGGAGUUGGAGCACGCCGGCUGCUGGCCGCAUGAACAGUGGAGGGAGGAGGAGGAGGAGGAGGGAGAGAACCUGCGCUUUUUGAUCUACCAAGUCGUCGUCUCCAAAAACACUUCCUUCUUUUGGUCUUUUCGCACAAAAGGGUCUCCUCCUUUUUCCUCCAUUCCUGGUCUCUCAACUCCGGAAUUACCUCUCUUUGCUGUGAUCUUUCUGUCUGAUCACUAAAUUAGCAAGCUUUGAGCUUCGCGGCGAUCUCUCUUUGUCCAAUUCAGUCUCUUUUGGUCAAGAGAGAUCCCCAUGUCGUCUUCGACACAAUUGGGCUCCAGUUCUUCCGCCUGAGGUGCAGAAUUUGGAGUUCUGUGUCGACCUGCUGCUGCUGCUGCCACCAUGGACGCCCUUCAUCCUGACGCCGACGCGGCGCCGUUGGCGGCGGCCGCGCCGCCGCAGAAGCGCGACGAGUGGAGCGAGAGCGGCAUUGUGCGGCUGCUGGAGGCGUACGAGGCCAAGUGGCUGCUGCGGAACCGCGCCAAGCUCAAGUGGAGCGACUGGGUCGACAUCGCUCAGGAGGUGUCCGCCCACUGCGCCAUGGAGAACAACGCCGCCGCCGCGGGGAAGCCCGGGAGCAACAGCGCCAAGACGCCCAACCAGUGCAAGAACAAGAUCGAGUCGAUGAAGAAGCGGUACAGGGCGGAGUCCGCCGCGGCGGCGCGUGCGGGCCCUGCCGCCGCCGGUGGCCCGUCGUGGCGGUUCUUCUCCCGCAUGGACGGGCUGCUCAAAGGGCCAGCCGGCUCCGGCCAGGUGUUAGGAGAGCUGAGCAACAGCGUAGACCUGCGAGCUCAUCCACCUGCAAAGCCAGAGGUCGAUGUCGAGGCAGAUUUUGUCAAUCAGUUGGCUGAUGCAGGUCCAGGUGCACUUUCUGAUUUGGUGAAUGCAUAUGCAAAUGGCUCAAUCCAAGAGAAAUCGGAGAAGGUUGAGAACAGCGGGCAGAUAGAGGGGAGAGCUGCCGAGAGUGAUGUAAAUGUGAGCUCUCCGAGGAUCAAGGAGGCCAACGACGACGCGGAGGAGGUGGACAAGGUCUGGGACAUGUCCAAGAAGAGGAAGAACACAGAGUUUGAUAUCGCAAAGAGCAUCGAAUUACUGGCUAGCUCAUUCUUGAAGAUUGAGCGGGCAAGAAUGGACCUUUACAGGGAAACAGAGAGGAUGAGGGUUGAGGCUGAGAUUAAGAAGGGUGAGAUGGAGCUCAAGAGGACAGAGAUUAUGGCAAAGACACACUUACAGAUUGCUAAGCUUUUUGCCAAGAGAUUGAAGGAGUGCAGCGGCAAGACUGGUGGUAGCUCGUCUGUAACAGCUGAAGUGGACAACCUUGCCAAGAAAGGAGAAAAUGGUUCAGGGUGAUUGGAGACGCCAACUGGUUGUCCAGAAAUCAGGCCUUUAGUUUUUGGUGUUUCUUGCGCACCAAAUGUAUGUCUUUUGAUUGAUCCAACUUCACCAUGUAUGAAGAGAUAGUUAGCUGUACAAUUAAGAUGCAAUAAAGCAUAUGAUUGUGUCCCCCUUCAGUGGGAUUAUAGAAGCAGUUUUAGAAUCAGUAACUAGCCUGAAGAAAGUUGUGGAGUUCCUUUUGUUGAUUUUUUUUUAACUGACAGCCAUCAUAUGUAUUAUUCUAUCUCAUUGCUGCAAAGUAUCUUCUGAAGCGAGAUCAAUCAUAAGAA